Molecule: messenger RNA, 9589 nt
Organism: Sarcophilus harrisii (Tasmanian devil)
Lineage: Eukaryota; Metazoa; Chordata; Mammalia; Dasyuromorphia; Dasyuridae
Gene: MRTFB
Product: myocardin related transcription factor B
Exons: 14
Coding region: 1085-4015 (976 amino acids)
Biological process (GO): smooth muscle cell differentiation
Source: RefSeq, a predicted model, not a curated record
GAAUCAUUUAUAGUUGAGACCUAUAGCAGUAGCUGUCAAAAUGAACUUGCCUAAGAAGAGAAUUUAUAAUAGCUGAAUCAUUGAUGAUAACCAUUCAUACAAACUGAAUUCAUAACUGGAGUUUUAGGGUCAAAAAUCCUAUUCUAAGAAAGUAUUGGCAGGGAGAUUUGCUAGGAAGUGGGAAGGCGAUGCAGUGUAGUGUGAUUUUACUCCAGAUCCAUGAUUUCAUUGUUGGUAAUUCCUAAUGAAAAGAAACAUGAUAUCCAUAGAUAAGAUUUGGCUUCAGAUUCAGUAAGACCUGGUUUCAAGCACUACUGUGUCUAAAUUAUUGAAAUGUAAAUUUAAUUUUUUUUUCUUGUAUUCACCAUUCUUUUUGGAGGUUUUUAGAGAGGUAAUAUAAUUUUUCAUAUUUUAAAAUUCAUCUUAUUUCCUUAAGAAAAGUUUAAUUAUAUAUAUAUCCUCAUAAAUUGGCCCUUUCCAAAAAGUAGCAUUAACAGCCUAAAACUUCUGAGGAAGUAGAGUACUAAUUGUAAUCUAUACUAGUACUACUAGAACUAGUACAGAAUACUAAUAGCAUUCUGUAUUAAAUUUUCCCAAAUUUCUCUUUGUCAUUGAGAGUGAUCUUUUUCUCCUAUAUGGUUGUUUAUGAAGAAUAAUUUUUCUUUUUGCUUGUUAAAAAAAUUUUUAUCUUUUGCAUUGUGAUGGAGACAAAAGCUGCUUUGAUAAUCUUCAUAGCCACAUCACUACAGCAAGCUUGACUAUCAGCCAAUCGGGCAGGAAUAUGCAAAUUAAUUCACUGUGAUGUUCAAACCAUCAUUUGCCCAAACCUGCUAACCCUAAACCUGACACACAUACUAGGUUUGGCUCAUAUGAACCUGUGCAGAGUCCCAAGCAUCAGGGCUCAAAAUAAGCAUUAUAGUUUUCAAGAGCUUGACCAAUCAAGGCCUGGAGGUGAAAUAUCAGCUCACCAUUAAAGAGUCCAGCGGCAUUCCAUGAACAGAUAAAAAGCUUAGAACGAGCCAGAACUGAAAAUUUUCUGAAACACAAGAUACGUAGUCGACCAGAUCGUUCUGAACUUGUCAGAAUGCACAUUUUGGAAGAAACAUUUGCAGAGCCUUCCCUACAGGCUACACAGAUGAAACUGAAGAGAGCUCGGCUGGCAGAUGAUCUGAAUGAGAAGAUUGCUCAAAGACCUGGUCCAAUGGAACUAGUAGAAAAGAACAUACUUCCCGUAGAUUCCUGUGUUAAGGAAGCAAUUAUAGGAGUUGGACAAGAAGACUAUCCCCAAACUCAGGGUGAUUUCUCAUUUGAUGAAGACAGCAGUGAUGCUUUGUCUCCAGACCAGCCAGCCAGCCAGGAGUCUCAGGGUUCAGCAGCAUCCCCAAGUGAGCCAAAAAUCAGUGAAUCGCCAUCUCCUAUCACCACAAACACUCCAACUCAGUAUACUUCACUAUCCACUGCAGUUUCUGAAUUCUUGAAAACCCCUCUCGCUGCUGAUCAUCCUGCAUCACGUCCUCCAGCUCCUGUCCUCUCUACAAACACUGUGUCUUCAACAAAGCCUGGGCCAGCACUGGUAAAGCAAAGUCAUCCUAAGAAUCCAAAUGACAAGCAUCGAAGCAAGAAAUGUAAAGAUCCCAAACCACGGGUUAAGAAGUUGAAGUACCAUCAGUAUAUUCCACCAGAUCAGAAAGGUGAGAAGAACGAGCCACAGAUGGACUCCAACUAUGCCCGUUUGCUACAGCAACAGCAGCUUUUCCUGCAGCUACAGAUCUUGAGCCAACAGCAACAACACUACAACUACCAGACUAUUCUACCUGCACCACUCAAGCCAUUAAAUGACAAACAUAACAGUGGAAAUGCAACUUUGAGCAAUAAUGCAUCUACAACAGGAGCCAACACGAGACAGACUACUUCUCUUCCUAUUAGAAAACCGGGACCACUGCCUUCUAGCCUGGAUGAUUUGAAGGUAGCUGAACUGAAGAUGGAAUUGAAGUUAAGGGGUUUACCAGUGUCAGGCACCAAGACAGACCUAAUUGAACGUCUGAAACCUUACCAAGAGCUUAAUAGUGGUAUUUCCACCAGCAAUGCUGUUGCAGUAUCCACUUCUACUGUAGCCACUAGCAAUCCAGAAGUUACUAUGGCAUUCCCAGUUACAUUAAAUAAUUCUGUUGCUAGCACCAUUCCCAGUUUUAAGUCAGAAACAUCAUCUACUGGAACAAGUAGUGUGACACAUACUGAAACCAUCAGUUCCCCUCUGCCGAUCUCCCCAUCUCCUUCAGAACACUCCAGUCUUAGUACUGAUGAUACUAAUAUGACAGAUACUUUCACAGAAAUUAUGACUAUGAUGUCCCCCUCCCAGUUUUUAAGUUCAUCUCCUUUGAGGGUAACAAAUAAUGAAGAUAGUCUAAGUCCUACCUGUGGAGGCCUAUCAAACAUGGAAUUGGAUGUGGCUGAAAAGGACCGAAAGCUUCAGGAGAAAGAAAAACAGAUUGAAGAGCUAAAAAGGAAACUGGAACAAGAACAAAAACUUGUGGAAGUACUAAAAAUGCAACUUGAAGUUGAAAAACGGGGACAGCAGCCACUACCAGCACCCCAGCCCACAGCUAAUUCUGUAAAUAAUGUAGAUCAAAAGCAUGUCAUUCCUGCUGUUAAAGAUGAGAAUUCUCUCCCUGACUGUUCUAGCUCAAGGCAAUCAAUAUCAGGAGCCAGCCAUUCUUUAGGCCAGUCAGGAUCUACUGCUGGCCAGAACCUAGUUGCCAAAAAGGCCGUAGUUAUCAAGCAAGAGGUACCUGUGGCCAAAGCUGAUCAGCAGAACAUCAUCUCUCAGUAUUAUGUGAGUUCCCAGAGACAUCCUCAAACCACAGUUGUUGCUCAGCCUCAAGCUUUACUAACCACCCAAACUGCACAGCUGCUACUUCCAGUGUCUAUCGAGGGUUCAAAUGUUACUUCAGUUCAACUACCAGUAGGCAGUAUAAAAUUACAGGCUCCACCGCAAGUAGGAAUUACAACUCAGCCCCAAGUAUCAGCUCCUGUAUCUCCCUCUGGCUUAACCCAAACAUCCCAUCCAAAACAAGACAAUUUCAACCAAGUACUCAACCAGCCUCAACAAAUAAGAAAGAUUUUUCCAUCUAGCUCACCAUCAAAUACAGUAUUUUCCUAUCAGAGAUCACCUGUAACAACAGUUCAGCAGCCAUUCAUUAAUAACACAUCCAACAAUGUUCUUCAGGCCAGGAACACUCAGGUUCCUUCAGUGCAAAAUGGACCUAGCACUACCAACAAGCCUGAUUCUCCUUCUCAACCUCAGCAGUUUAUCAUACAACACUCUCUGUUUGGCAACACAGUCACCAAGACAAAAGAUCCCCCGCGAUAUGAGGAAGCCAUAAAGCAGACUCGAAACAUACAGUCAUCUUCACAUACAGAGAUUUCCAAUGCACAUAGUCAACAGAUGGAUGACCUCUUUGAUAUCCUCAUUAAAAGUGGAGAGAUUUCUCUCCCUAUAAAAGAAGAGCCUUCUCCUAUUUCCAAAAUGAGACCAGUGACAGCCAAUAUCACCACAAUGCCAGUAAAUACAGUGGUAUCACGACCACCACCCCAAGUCCAAAUGGCACCACCAAUAUCCUUAGAACCGAUCAAUAGUUUGUCUAUCAGUUUAGAGAACCAACUAGAAGCUUUCUUAGAUGGAACUUUACCUUCAAGUGAAAUUCCUCAACUAACAACUAAUAACGAGGACAGAGAAUCAUUCUCUCUGAUUGAAGAUCUCCAAAAUGAUCUACUGAGUCACUCUGGCAUUCUGGAUCAUUCACAUUCUCCUAUGGAAACUUCAGAAGCACAGUUUGCUGCAAAUAAUUCCUGUUUGUCUCUUGACCUUCCUGAUUCAAACUUAGACAAUAUGGAAUGGUUAGACAUUACUAUGCCUAGCUCCUCAUCAGGGCUUACUCCUCUCAGCUCUACUGCUCCAAGUAUGUUUUCCACUGACUUUUUAGAUCCACAAGACCUACAGUUACACUGGGACUAGAAUUGGGUAUUUUUGGUCUCAGAACUUAAUAGAAAUAAUAACAUGUAAAUAACUAUGUUGGAGGCGAAUUUAAGGGAUAGGCCUGUGACUGCAGCUUUGCAAUUAAAACGUUAUCACAGAAUGAAUGAAUAUAAGGUGAUAGCCCUGAAACAAAUUCUGCAAACACUUCAUUGUAUUUAGCAGUGAAUUUCUCUUAACUUUUUGUAUGAUUUAAUAAUAAUAGUACAGGGCCAUCUGAGAAGUAUAACAGUCAAGAAAAAGAUAGUUGCUACAAGGACCUCAGUAAUGAAAACUACCACUAGACAAAACAUGGAAAAGAAGAAUACCUGUAGAAAAUAGCACCGAGUCCUUUAUAGAUAUUAAAUCAACUACAUUUAAACCUCUGUGGUUUACUUUAAGACUCUGAAUAAAAGGCAAACAGCUCAUUUUGAGUUUGACUUUAAGUUUAAAGCAGAAACAAAGAGCUAGUUUGAGAGGAAGUUAAGAAAUCACUGCACUUGAUUGUUCCUGUAAAAAGCCUGAGCCAAAGUCAAGAUUCAUUAGGGGAGAUAAAAGGCAAAAAAGAGACCUGACCAGUUCAGGGACAAAGACCCUUAUGGGUGAUGUCUUCUGGUUCAGAGUCCUUUUGAAAUUUUUUGUUGUUGUUGUUACUGUGGUUUGCUUUGUAACUUUUUUGAAAUCAUACUUUGGAUUUCCAAUUUUAAAUUUAUGGGAAAACUUCACUAUAAACAGAGGGUUUCUUUCAGAAUUACUAUCAUGAACAAGCCACUAAAAAGUCCAGGUUAUAUUGAUAACACUGAAACUUAGGGAUAUUCUGGCUUGAUUAGAUUGAUUUUUAAUAUGUAUAUCAGACAUUUGUACACUAGUUGACAUUAUAAUUUGUAUAGAGUAUUUUAGGCUGGGAAUAUAGAUAUUCUGUGGUUCUGUUUGUUUAAUAAUUCUAGAGUAUCUAGAGGACUUACUUGUUCUUCAUUUAUUUUCUUGUAAACUAUAUUUCUGAUUAGCUAAAUCCAUCUCAAAGAAUGAAAAAGAAAACUAGCAUUAAAUCUUUUUGACCUGGUCAGGUGAAAAUAGAAAACAAAGGGAGAAUAUGUAAAGUAUCUGGCAACAUUCCUAUAAUGAUUACUAAGGUAUUUUUAAGGGCCCACUUUUGAAGAGAGACUUUUGUCUGCUUUGAUUUUUGUUCAUUGCAACUAAUAUCCAGGUUGAAGCUUCAAGUGCUUAGUAACUGGAUAUUAUAUAAGAAUCCUUAACUCUUCAAGUAAUGUUAAAGGAGCAGAGUGUCUAAAACUAAAAAACUGGAGGUUUUUGUUUGGACCAGUCCAUAUUUGAUUAUUGUGAAGAUUAAGAAUUUUCUAAAAUUCUUCACUGCAAAAUUUCAUAAUUUUAAAUGGUUAUAUAAACAUAUAAUGAAAUGAAAAUAGAUGGGCUUGAAACCUACUAUAAGUGUUUGUAAUUUGUAUUAAUACAAUGGCAUUUCUUCAUCUAUCUCAUAUCUAUAUGAGCCCUGCAUCCAAAUUUGAUGCUGCCUUUGUAAUUCAUUCAAUGACAGACAUUCCCAUAAAAAAUUCCCAGGGAAUUGAUCAGGCUCUUUGCUUGGAAGGGAUUUAUAAAUCUUUUCUCUAGAUGUGCUUUUCUCUAAAUGUGCUUUUAACUAAAAGUUGUUCUCAUUUCAGAAUUUUCUUCAGUUUCAUACAUUUUACUAAGCAUGGUAAAAUUGUGUUUAUUCAUCAUUCGAUCACCCAGAACACUGGAACUCUGUUAAUUGGCACUUCAUAGUUUUGAAGCAACACCAGAUCCUGAAGUGCCUUCUGGAAUUGUCAGAGAUUUAAAUUAUGUUUUAGUGUAGUUUUAGUGUUGUGUAUUUUAUUUUACUUGAAUUUAAAAAUUGGUAAUCCUUGCAUGUGUAGUACCUAAUUCUUUAUCUGUUGAACCAGAACAUCCCAUUACCUGAUCAAGUGAGAUAACAGACCACCAUAUUUGAGGAUAAUAUCUUUCUAGUAGAAAUCUUUCUGCUUGGAAAUAGUGAGGCAGAAGUAUUUAACUUUGGAAAGUGUUAUUAUAUGUUUGUCAUCUGGUCUUUCAUAAGAAUUUUUUGGUUUUUAAAUUGCCCACGCUAAACACUAAGACUAUCGGUUUGGAAUAAUUCCUUACAAUUAGGUCAACUGCCAUGGACUGUAGGGAUUUAUCAUUUUUAUAAUUAAUAGUAGCUUUUUCAAUAUCUUUAUAUUUUCAUAAUCCCUCUUUGUAAACAAAUUUUUGAGGCGUCCUGAGGAACAUGCUCAUAACAUUGUUUUUCAACCAUAAAUGAGUUAUUACAUAAAGUCAUUCACAAAAAGACUUGAUGUAGUGAAUGAAAGCACUCUCAAUAGUUUAGUUAGUUUGGAUAAAUAUGUCCUGCUGCAGUCCACUUAAGUACUUAAGCCCUUGUGUGUCAACAGUUAGUAGCUAAUCUUUAGUUAUUAACUGUAUACACAUGUACCAUUCCAUUAGACCAUCUUUUACUUUGGGUAGCAAGAUAUAAUUACAAAAUAUUACUGUUCUACAGAAUAUUAAACUCAUGUUUAGGAUCAUUGUGUUUUAAAAUGUGCAGUUGAGUAAUCAUAGACCAAAGAUGAUAAUGUAAGAAAAUAACCCUAACCUGUUUCAAUGUUUAUUAUAUGAAUGUACAAGGGAGGGGUUCAAGAAAAGAGUUUCAGUUUCCUAAAGAAAAAUUUCUAUUUAAGGUCAGUUUCAAUUAGCCAUAGAAAAAGCAUCAAGUAAAAUUAAACUGUUGAAUUUUCAAUUGCAUGUAUAUAGUUUAUAAGUGGUAUUAUAUAUCAUUGAAAAACAUUUUACAUUGCCAAGAAAAUAUUAAUUAAUUCUUGAGUAUGUUCUCCCUUGUCCCUGUCACAUCUCCUUCAUACUUUAUAAACAUUUAGUAUCAACCUUUGCUUUCUACUUUAUAUGGAUCAGGUCAUUUGAGGGGUAAACAAAAAAUAAUUUUAGCAAAGAUUUAUCAGAUUAUCUAUAUUGUAGGGGGUAUACAAUUAUCUUGUGCAUUUCAGAACAGCAUCUAUUAGAAAACCUUAUAGAAUGGCUAAAAUGGUUUUGCUUUAGAGUGUUUUCCUGAAAUGUGCAAACUACUGUAUAGAAUUUGCUAUAUGUCUAUGCAUAUGUAUUCCCAAUUUGUAGAAAGAAUUCUUGCUUGAACAUUAUUUGUGUGUUUUAUAUGAAUAUUUUUGUAAUACUGAAGAGAUCUUACGUAAAUAUUUGAAAUUUCUUUUUAAAAAAUUGUCACCAACUGAUAACAUUAUUUUGCAAUACAAUUUGAAUUGCAAAAGAUAUGCUAGUACCAAGUUGAACUUGCUGCCUUUUGAAGACAAGGAAAAAUAAAAUAUUUCUGCUCAAUCAUAUAAUUUAGUGAACAUAAAUGUAUUAAGAAAUACCCUAUUUUAUCAGAAUAAAAACCACUAAAAUCAAUCUCUUAUUUUUGUCACCAAAGCUUAACUCAGGACAUGUUCAUACACAGCCACUGACCAUUCCAAUCAUUGUGGCUGACUUCAAUAAAAAUUGCCAAGGGUGACUAUCAUAUAUGGCCAUCUUCAAUAAAUGAAUAAAAUGAAUGGAUGAUCUUUCUUGGAAUCUAUUCAUUUUCUGCAAAUAAACUUGGCCUUAGGCAAGAGAGCUGUUAGUAUUUGGGGUUUUUUAAGCUGUUUUAGAGAGGGACCUGAAUCUUAUAUAUAUAUUCUCAUGCCAUCUCUAUGGAAAAUAAUGUCAGGAACAUAUGUAGCUAGGGAUAUAACACCACCACAAAGUAAUUUAUUUUCUUUUUGUGUUCAGUAGCCAUUAUCAGCAAAGCACAAUACAAGUCUGAGGAACUAAGUAAUAUAUUAAUAUUUACUUAGGAAUUUGGUUAACUACCAGUAUAAAAGUUAAUCAAUUAAAUAACAUUACUCACAAGAUCAUAUUGUCUUACCCUGUAACAUAUCACAAAAAUAGCGCCCCCCCACCCAUCAGAAUACUUUUAACUGGAAGGGCAUUAUAUAAUAUAUACAUACAUGCAUAUAUGUAAAAUAUAUGUAUGUAUAGAUAUAUAAAUGUGAGGUGCAGACAAGCAUAACAUUGCAUGACAUUUAUUUGGAUUGCACUCUUAAUAUGGAUUGCACCUUUAAUACAGACAACUAAACUUUUAAGUAAUUUAAAUUAAAACUGGAAAAUUAACAGGAUUUUUUUUUGUUCUGGGUUUAUUUUGGCUUUGUUUUUAGUGUUAAAACCUUACAUUUAAAGAGCUCUUUAAAAUAUUUUAAAAUAUUUCCAGUGCAUAAUUUUUACAAUUACAAAUUCUGCAUGUUGUUAUAGCAAGUCUAUAUAUUUUCCAGGCACUUCUUCCUGCACUGUCUUAGAAAACAUCUUUAAAAAAGUGUUUCCACUCAAAAUCUUAGAUUUGAGAGCUCUAAUUCAAAAGCUGUACAUGUUUACAAAACUGCUUUGUUUUUCACUGCUGUUAGAAAAUAGCAUGUCAAACAUUACUAAUAAAUGUCACAAUCAUAUGACAACACAUAAUAGCAAAUUAUUCCACAGGGUGCUGUGGUCAAGUAAAGCAGAAUUUAAUAGGAUUUAUAUGCAAAGCUACAGGGGUCUGAAUGACUUCAUGCCAACUGCUUUGAAGAUAAGGCUUUAACAAAGUAAAUACAAUCACUUAUAAUGAUACCAAGUACCUCUAUACAUCAUGUUGUAAGAAAACUUACUCAUUUUUGUGAGAUGGGUAAGGGAAUUGUUAAGUAUCGAUCAAAAGUCCUCAUCCUCCAGUAAAAAGACAGUAAUACAAACUUGCUUGAAAGGAACCAAAGGCAUUGCCAAGAAUUAUGCCAAAAGAAGGCACUUUGUAUUUGAAAUUUGAGGAUAUCUCAAAGUAAAUCCCAAAAAGGUGUUAACUAUUUGAAGUCAAACUUUUCAUAAAGAUAUAGAUAUUCUACAAUUGUUUCCAUGUACAAUAGAGUAGCUGUGUUUUCUUGGUUUAAAUAUAUAUAUAUAUUUCAUAGUAGUAACAACCUUUCCAAGUGGAAGUGAAUUUUCUUCAUUUUUUGCUUGCAGUAGAAAUGUGGAGUGUAGUAGGUGUUUCUCUUCUUAUUUUCAUAGUCACAUUGUCUUAGCAUCUCACUUUUAUGAAAAAAGAAGAAAGAUACCACAGUCUCUAGGACUCUAUUCUUUAAGCACUAGUUUAUUAAAUACAUACAUAUAUAUAUAUACACAUAUAUAUAUAUAUAUAUGUAUGUAUGUAUAAGGCAAAAGGGGAGGGGAAGUUCCUUUCAUAUAUUGCCUUUCUGUUAAAAAACAAACAAAAAAAACCAUGAUGCCUUUGUAUUUGCUGUUUGCACCCCUGAAAUUAAUUCCAUAUCAUGUUUGAAUGCCAUACAUUUUGCACAUUGUACUGUAUAUAUGUAAUGCAUACUGUAUUUUUAUAUGUGUAGCACAUUUAUCAUCAAAUAUUUUGUACAUAGUGGCAAUAUUGUAGCUAAUGAGAAAAUGUUUGAUAUCUCAGCAUUUUUGCAUUUUUGUGUCUCAAAUAAAAAAAUUUUUGAUGUACUGUGA